CGAGUGAACGUCAGCCGCUUGAAACGCAGGCUCUGACUCGUUCUCAGCUCCGCACAGAGAAGCGACUAUUUAACUUUCGGUUUAAGGACAACAUGGAGUCCGUCUGAUGUGCGACGGAAUAAGCGAUCUGCUGAUUUCUCCGUCACAUUCAGUCGGUUCAGUCGCCACCGGAGCGUCUGCUGCGUCACCAUGUUGGAGGAAACGGGUCCGGGCUGCUUGUCUGAGGCGCUGAAGACUGGAACAACAAUUAUCGGAGUAGAGUACGACGGAGGGGUGGUGCUGGGCUCUGACUCCAGGGUGUCCGCGGGCGCCUCAGUGGUGAACAGGGUGAUGAACAAACUGUCUCCUCUUCAUGAUAAGAUCUACUGCGCUCUGUCAGGAUCUGCAGCAGACGCUCAGACCAUCGCUGAGGUGGUCAAUUACCAGCUGGACGUGCACAGCAUGGAGAUCGGUGAAGACCCUCAGGUUCGCUCCGCUGCCACUCUGGUGAGGAACAUCUCAUACAAAUACAAGGAGGAGCUGUCGGCUCAUCUCAUCGUGGCCGGUUGGGACAGAAGAGACGGAGGACAGGUGUUUGCGACUCUCAAUGGGCUCCUCACCAGACAACCUUUUGCUGUGGGCGGCUCUGGAAGCUCAUACGUUUACGGGUUUGUUGAUGCUGAGUAUCACAGAGGGAUGAGCAAAGCGCAGAGUCAGCAGUUUGUGGUCAACACUCUCGCUCUGGCGAUGAACCGUGACGGCUCCAGUGGAGGAGUCGCUUACGUCGUCACCAUCGAUGAACACAACACGGAGGAGAAAGUCGUCCUAGGAAACAACCUACCGACGUUCUUUGACCAGUGAUUAAUGCUUGUGUAGUAGUUGUGUAGGAUGUACAUGUAUUUGUUUUACAUAGUCACCAACUACUCCACUAACUCGACUUGUAAACCUUCUAAUUAAAGGAGCAUUCCCAGAA
Molecule: messenger RNA, 952 nt
Organism: Betta splendens (Siamese fighting fish)
Lineage: Eukaryota; Metazoa; Chordata; Actinopteri; Anabantiformes; Osphronemidae
Gene: psmb9a
Product: proteasome 20S subunit beta 9a
Exons: 7
Coding region: 190-840 (216 amino acids)
Cellular component (GO): proteasome core complex
Molecular function (GO): threonine-type endopeptidase activity
Source: RefSeq, a predicted model, not a curated record